AUGGCAGACGAAGAGACCCUCUCGCCGCCCAGACGAUCUGGUACCAGCGACCCUGGCGCCCACGAUCUAGCAAAUGCUUCCGACUCUGAGGACCACUUUUCCGAUGCGCAAUCUGCUCCCCUCAGUCCCGGAACGUCGCCGAUCCCUAAGACUCGCGUAGAAAAAGUCGACGACGAACCGUCAUACGGCGAGGUACCUGGAACAGAGGCCUACCGCUUGAGGGAGGGGGAUGCUGAGCCGGAUGAGAUUGCUAUUCAGGAGAAGAAGAGCGAUUCGUUGUCGUCUGAGGACGGCGCACCCAAGUCGCCUGUCAUCCCCAAGACUGUCGUCGAGGAGGCGCCGGGUUCAUCAGGUCCUCACUCAGAAGAGUUCCUAGAGAAGCGCAAGGCAGACGCCCCAGCCGACUUGGUUGUGAAGCCGGAAGGCAAGACCGAGGAGGGCGACAGUUCCGGUACGAUGUAG
This is a messenger RNA of Colletotrichum higginsianum IMI 349063, 462 nucleotides long. RefSeq lists its product as uncharacterized. NCBI's taxonomy places the organism in Eukaryota, Fungi, Ascomycota, Sordariomycetes, Glomerellales, Glomerellaceae. The transcript is spliced from 2 exons. The coding region runs from base 1 to 462 and encodes 153 amino acids. The record is from RefSeq and is a predicted model, not a curated record.